Messenger RNA from Strongylus vulgaris, 1320 nucleotides. Lineage: Eukaryota; Metazoa; Nematoda; Chromadorea; Rhabditida; Strongylidae. The record is from the annotation of a GenBank genome assembly.
AUGCCUUCGUUGAAAUGUGGUAAGAAGAGCAAAAAAAGCAAGUCGUCGCGUGGAAGUCGCAAAUCGAACAAGAAGACGAAGAAGUCGCAAAAGAAGGGUAGAAGCCGAAGCAGAAGCCAGAGCAAAACCGGCUCGGAACCGAAAACUCCUCAAAAGGGAAAGGGUCGAACUCAUAGCCGUAGCCGUAGCCGUAGCCAGUCGGGUAGGACGCCAGUUAAAGGAAAAGAAGGGAAGAGGAGUAAAAGAUCUACAUCGGCGAGUGGAGGAAGCACUGGGACAGGGACGGGACCGGGGCCAGAGCAAAAUGAGAAGAAGAGUGGGAAGGUAGAUACUGCAAAGGCUCGCACACCUAGAACAGCAGGAGGCAAGUCGAAGCCUGACUCUAAGCCAAAAUCAAAACGAGCCGGAGCUGGUAGAAAGAGCAGAAGCAAAUCGAAGAAAAGCGAAAAGAGCGAAAAGAGCGGCAAAGGCUUUGGUCUUAGUUGCAGUAACAAAAGGAAGAAAAAAAGUAAGAGAUCGAAGAGCGGGGGGAGCAAAAAGAGCAAAAAGAGCAAAAAGAGCCGAAGCCGAAAGAGCAGUGGAAGUAAAAAAAGCGCACGCCAGAAACGCAGCAGAUCGGGAAAAAGUCGUAAGAGUAAGAAGAGCAGUAAGAGCGGCAAGAGCCCUAGAAAGAAGGGCAGCUGGAGAUCACUGGGAUCACUGGGAUCGUUCGGAAGACGAAGGAAGAGCCGAUCAAAGAAGAAGUCAAAGCGGGAGAAGUCGAAGAGAGGCAAACGAUCUACACAGUCUAGUUCAGUGAGCUCGACACUGACGCCAGAUACCCAGUAUGAGCCUGGUGUCAUGACCUGCUCGUACUGGCCGAGAGCAACAGGGAAGAAGCAGGGCGGUCGUCUGAUUAUUGUCAUGCGCUCAGCAGAGCGUGUUGAUCGCGUUUUUGGGCCCGACUGGGUUGAAACGGAAGCACCGCAUGGAUAUCUUACCCCUACCGACCUCAAUGUUCCGCAUAAUAACACCACGAAGAAGUUGCUCUACGGAAAUGCAUUCGUCGAUAAUCCACCGAUAACUCCGUUUGGGAAAUACUCUGCCCAAUUGACGGCACGUGCGAUAUGCAAUCGUGGGAUUCAAGCGCAAUUUAUCGUCUGUACACCAACACUUCGCUCCAUUCAAACUGCUGAUGCAAUGGCACGUUUCUUGAAAGCCAAGAUGGUGAUAGAGCCUGGACUGCUUGAACCACUUUCCUGGUAUCGAUUUGGAAAUAAUCAGCUACCUGACUUCAAUCUUGACCUCAUUUGCAAUACGUAUCCGAUAGACACGAGCUAG